AUGAUGGGCGUGGAUAUGCUCUUACUGGAUUCAAAGUGUCUGACUGAGUUAGAGAACAGAGCAUUCACAUUUCAACUGAAGCUCACUGAGCUCAAUUUCACUUCAAAGCAUAUGUCAUUCACCAUCUCCCGCAUAUUUGAAAAGCAUCAGCGUCCACCACUACCACGCUUUGCGGAACAAGGAAGUAACAAUCAACCUGGUGAAGUCAUGCCACGAGCUGGAGCAGUGUCAAGUAAGCCAUCUGGUGGGAUUACCGGUGAAGCCUCUAAGAACGCUGCUGCGAGUGAUUGUCUUGGGUUUUUUGAAGGAGGUGAUGCUGAUCCACCUAUCCAAUCUGAUGAAGCUGUUUUUGUUGACUUCACCACUACCAAUGAACCAAGCCCGGAUGAUGUGCGUGAAGGGGAAAAGCCACGCAUACCUUAGCUUCCUAAAUCUCAGUGUUUGGAACUUCACUUCACUGCAGUUCUACACCAAAAAUGUUUUAGACGCUCCAGCCAACCAUCUUAACACCACCAACAUGUCCUCCAUUGCGUGUCUGAUGAACCCAAGUCGUGUCCUUUUGUUCUGGAAGGCAGACAGAGUCUCGGCUCUUCCUUAAGAAUUAAUUAAUGUCUUCUCAGGAAAUGCUCCAGAUGAUGAUGUAUCGUUUCUCUGAAGUUAGAUGAGUUCCAACACAAAUUGUUCUGUUUAUCUACGACAUUGGUUUGAAAGACAAAAGUCGAGACAUGCAUAACGUGAGUUUAGUUUCUCUAUGAAUCUUAUGUUGCGAAGAUAGAGAAGUCUCACCAAAAACAUGGCAAAGGAACUCCAAGAUGGGUUCGCUUGGACAAAGAUGAUCAAGAUGAACAUAAUGAGCUUGCCCUUUUCUUGAUUGGACCAGUGGCUCUGAAAGGAAACAACUUUCCACAAAUGGUGUAAAAUUAAAUCAGCUUCAAGGACAUAGAAGGAAAACAAAUGCUACUGAUGAGAUCGGUGUACAUUGUGGUUUCUGAUAAUGGGGGUACUCCAGAAAGUAUCUGGCGAGCCAUUCGUUUGACCCCCACGAAAAGUUCCUAGCUUCUCUGACUUCCUGAACUAUAUUGAGUCUGACUCCAAAAAAUCCCUCACAGAAUGGAUGUUUUAAGUGGGACAAGACUCAACAGCUGUAUGGAGUGCAGGAGGGUUGUUAUAAAAAGCAGCUUCACGGUUGGUAUGGAGCUAUACAGCGGCAACUAAAAUUGUCUCAGUGUCAAAUAAGUACCAAAGCUGUUCAAUCCGCAAUUUGGAUUCUCUUUUACUAUUUCUUAUAGUGGUAUUUGGCAGAGGACAGUAUUUGCAUCUAACGGGAAGGGACGGCUGAUGUUAAUGCAGUAAGUCAGUAUCAAUAUAUAUGUAAAAAUGAUUUUUUUUCCCCACUGAUAUCUGUUCCUGAGAAAACAUAUAUACAAUCUAGAAAACAUAUAUACAAUCUUUUUCCUUCCGC
Molecule: messenger RNA, 1462 nt
Organism: Eruca vesicaria subsp. sativa (arugula)
Lineage: Eukaryota; Viridiplantae; Streptophyta; Magnoliopsida; Brassicales; Brassicaceae
Source: the annotation of a GenBank genome assembly